CCUGAAAUUCUGAAAGAGAAACACGAAACACGAUCCACCAACUCACCUGCAACCUGCAAGACGGCCACUGCAUUUCGUAAAGUUUUGAUAAAAACCUAUUUUCUGUAAACAUUUUAAACAUAAAUUGUCACUUAAAUUGCAUUACUGUAUUAUCAAUUUUUGAGUUAACGCUUUAGAUCUUCUUUAUUCAUUGAUAACUGAAUAGUAGACACUAUCUCAAAAUGUCUGCUGCUGCUUGGGAAACGACGAUACUCAAGAAGAAACCUCAAAAAGCUUCGGCAAUGAAAACGGAGCAGGCAGUGAAUAAAGCAAGAAGAGAAGGUGCUCCCAUUGAAACUCAGCAAAAAUGGGGAGGAGGUCAGAACAAACAGCAUGUCACGACAAAAAAUACCGCCAAACUAGAUAGAGAAACAGAAGAACUGAAACACGACAAAAUCUCACCCGACGUUGGAAAACUAAUUAUGCAAGGAAGACAAGGCAAAGGAUGGACACAAAAGGAUCUUGCCACGAAAGUGAAUGAAAAGCAACAAGUUAUCAACGAUUAUGAAGCAUGCCGAGCGAUUCCAAACCAGAUAGUUCUCGGAAAAAUCGAGAGGGCGCUUGGUAUUAAGCUAAGAGGAAAGGACAUGGGGAAACCACUGCUCCCCCCUGGGGCAAAGAAGUGAAUGUCCCCAGGGGAAUACGCGCUGUAGAAGGGCAGGCCCUCCAAUCGCAGUUGGCCCCCUGGCUGGGGCCAACGAGUCACCAACACAUCACGGAAAAGUUAACUCAUCGAACGCAACUUUGCAUUUCCAUCUAAAGACUAAAGAUUCAAUUUCGUAAGUUACUCAAUGCAAUCCUUAUCCAACGAUAAGUAGGCUUGUUAGCUCAUUUACUUUACAUUUAUCGAUCUGCAAUUUUGUAAUCUCCAUCUGAAGACUAAAGAUUCCGUUUAAUAAAUUACUCAAUAUCUGAAAACUAAAGAUUCUGUUUCGUAAGUUAAUUCUAUCCUCAUUCAACCAUAAGUAGGCUUGUAUCUUCAUUUACAUUAUCGAUCUGCAACUGAAAUAAAAAUGCAACUAACUACUUACUUACUUAUUCAAGUAGUUAGUGGCAUGCAAAAAUGCAACUUACAGUACUCUAAACAAACAAUUCUAGACUUGGGUAAAAUAUCCGCGUUGUCAAAUUGUACGAAAUUACGAACUCUUCAUACAAGUCAUAUGACUGAAUAUCUAUAUCCAUCUUCUAUACUAGUAAUGAAAUAAAGGAUUGAAACUAUCAUGUAGGGGAUAGGAAAUACAUGUUUGAGGUGCAAUAAAAGAUAUGUUGUCAGCUCUACAUAAUUCAUACAAAGAUGCGUACAGAUUUACGCGCCGCGAACCACUACCUCCGUAAACAGAGGUAGUGCGCGAACACGAGCAAUUCAGUUUUAAUCAGCUGAUGCCAAGCUUUUUAUAUCUGUAUCUUACCGUUUCUGUACAAAUACAGAUAUAAUUAGCUGAUGAAAAGUGAAUUUCUCUUGUUCGUAAAUCUGUACGCACCUUAAGCCAAACUCAAGCAAUCCAAUGCACUCGAGUGGUUGAUAAAUCAUCAUCAGUCUAACCAAAAAUACCACUGAUGAUGAAGUCUUGAGUGCAUUGAAACUAUAGUUUGGCUUGUGCGAUGAGCUAUGUGCGACUGAACAUCUCUUAAAUUUUACCUUAAUAUGGAAAAAUACCACAAUAUGUCUGUUCAUAGUGUACAGUCCGGGUCGUGUAGCUUUGCCUAUCGGCGGAUGGCCACUAGACUACAAUACUAUCCGUUCAAAAACAUCCAACAUUUUUGAAAAUAUCUUUCCAUAAGCAACAGAUGCUCUUUUGUAUCUUCUCAAAAGCAACGUGUUGCAUCCGAAAAGAUACACAAGGAGCUUUUUGAAGUUACGUCCCUUUAGCGCAACAGAGUAUAUCAGCUGACAAAAGCAACGUGUUGCAUCCGAAAAGAUACACAAGGAGCUUUUUGAAGUUACGUCCUUUUAGCGCAACAGAGUCUAUCAGCUGACAUUUUUGUUCAACAUGCUCUUUCCAUUGUUAGUGAUACGUUGCAAUUCUCUCAUCCAUGAAGAAUAUCUGUGUGUAUGGUGUAGGGAGCUUCCUCCAUCUAGGGAUCUAGGGUCUCUGAAGCCUGAUGUUUUUGCAAAGCCGUAAAUAUACCCCGCGAACCAUACCCUGCCUAAAUAUACCCCGCGAACCAUACCCUGCCUAUAUGCCGUUUCAAAGUCACGGAGACAAAGCUACGGAAAGUGUACUGUAAGUACAAGUUUGUUGCAUCAUCACUCCUAAACUACUGAAUUGAUCAACUUAGAAUUUUACAUAGAUAUUCUGAGUUUAUCAAGGAUGGUUAUAACCCUCUUUCUAUUCUUAUUAAUCAAUUUCAAUUCAAUGGAUUAUUUAUUCAAUUUGUGAUUUAAAGUUUACGUAACAACGAAAGCCCAAUCAAAUAGUUUCAUUACAGACUGGAUCUUUUGGUCUUGGGUUAGUGAGUGUGACUUGUGAAUGAAAAGUUUUAGGUUCCUUUUUUACUGAGAAAUUGCAACUUCAAAUAAAUGUAUCCACGUAAUUUUGAUAAAAUAAUGAAUCAACUCUGCAUCAUUUGCAACGCGUAUAUUUGAAAAGUCUCAACUUGUUUUAUUUAGAGUUUGAGUAAAGAUUGAAGACUACUAAUCGCAUUUCAUUAUAAUUAUGAUUAAAAACUAUCAAUAAUGAAGUUAACAUCUCAAAAGUCUAAUCUAGUUGAUAUGUUUCAAUACCAUGUCUAUUCAAUUAACUCGUUGAAAGUGAAAGUGAAGCUGUCGAUAUAAAAACUAGUUUGAUCGUAAAAUAUUAGUUUCGACAAAACUGAUUGCAUUCAAGAAAAAUGAAGAUUUUUGUUCUGUUUUCUCUCUCUCUCUCUCUCUCUCUCUCUCUCUCUCUCUAGUAACAAUUGAAAAAUAAAAUCUAUCUCUCUCUUUCUCUCCCUUAGUAGAAUAUUAAAUUUGAUGAAUAAAGUAAUGAAAAGUAGACUAGCCAUUGUCAAAACGAUCGUUUCAAAUUGAUUGGUAUUUUUUCAGAAUACUAAAAUCGUCCAAAUAAAUUCGAUCUUGAAGCUGAACCCAUAAUGAAUGAUUAAAUUAAGGUUCUUUUUUAUCUAAGAUUUUAAGAUGAGAUGACUAAAAUCGUCCAAAUAAAUUUGAUCUUGAAGCUGAACCCAUAAUGAAUGAUUAAAUUAAGGUCGGUUUUAUCUAAACUUUUUAAGAUGAGUUGGAACAUCAUAUCUAGUGAUAAUAUUGUGAUUUAUAAAAUAAAUUUACCUCAUAUCUUUUUUGAGUGAACAAUGAUGUCUUGUCUUAACCUCAAAACUUGGUGAUCAGUCAAUAAAGUUUCGAAACUACUUGAGACAGUUCAACAAAGUUUCUUCAUUUAUUUAGUCUGUAAAUGUAGAAAUAACUUGAGUCAGUUUCAACAAAGUUUCUUGAUUUAUUUAGCCUGUAAAUGU
Molecule: messenger RNA, 3489 nt
Organism: Nilaparvata lugens (brown planthopper)
Lineage: Eukaryota; Metazoa; Arthropoda; Insecta; Hemiptera; Delphacidae
Gene: mbf1
Product: endothelial differentiation-related factor 1
Exons: 5
Coding region: 222-665 (147 amino acids)
Cellular component (GO): nucleus
Molecular function (GO): DNA binding
Source: RefSeq, a predicted model, not a curated record